Chanos chanos (milkfish) is the source of this 1773-nucleotide messenger RNA. RefSeq names its product lebercilin-like protein. Gene Ontology annotation, biological process: intraciliary transport. The record is from RefSeq and is a predicted model, not a curated record. NCBI's taxonomy places the organism in Eukaryota, Metazoa, Chordata, Actinopteri, Gonorynchiformes, Chanidae. The transcript has 6 exons. Gene Ontology annotation, cellular component: axoneme. Bases 1 to 1773 code for a protein of 590 amino acids.
AUGGUGUUUGGCACAGCAGAAGUCCAGGACUUGCUUAACUUCCAUUUUCCUCUCAUCCAAGCUCACAUUAAGACCUGCCUGCGGCACCCGCAGAACAAGAACAGCCACUGGACCGGUCGUAGAGCCCCUCCCUUUGCCCCUGUCAAACGCCCAGAGGGACCCAGACAGCGCAUCACCUCUGCACAUAGGCACCGCGUCAACGAGCUCAGUAACCAGGUAUGGGAGCUGAAGCAGCUGCUGACUGGGGCUUCCAGGGAGAACCAGCUGCUGCGACGUAUCCAGAGUCGCCAUGUGGUGGCGCUGAAACACUUCCAGGACUCUCAGGCUGCUCUGCCGCAGAUCCUGCAGAAGCACGACAACGAGGUGCGCGCUCUGCGUGAAUGUCUGCACAAGGCUCAGUUCCACAAGCACGCGCUGACCAUCAGGCUGCGCGACACGGAGGACAGACUGAUGCACACCAAAGACGCCGUACAGAAACUGCAGCUUCUCAGCCAAGACCGCAACUUGGGGGAGAGGGAAGAACUGGCCCAGCAGCUCGGUUUGAUCAGCGCAGAGCUGGAGAGAAAGACUAAGAGGAUCCAGGACUUGGAGAGGAACCUUGAACUGAGCACGGCAUCCUUUUAUCGCCAAAUAAACGCUGAAUCCCGGAAGACGUUGGAGGCUCGUGACAUGUCCAGAUCACUCCAAGAACACAUAAGGCAGUUAAAUCAAAAAAUCAAAGAGAAAGAGAGAGAACUGGAGAGUCAUUUUAUCUAUUCCCAUAGAAUUCCAAAAGACUUUGCCAAAAGAGGAAAAACAGACAGCAAAUCGGUUCAGACAGGGACGCCAUCGCCUCUACCUGUUGAGGGGCCGACGCAUUCGCUGGAACUCCAAAAGCAGUACGACAGCAACGAGGAUUCAGUGACGGAGCUGGACCAGAAAGGAAGCGCAGAAACUGCAGAGAGUCUUGCUGUUUGUUUCCCCGACACACAAGAUGACAGAGAAAAUGACAAUGAGCAGGAGUUGAGUUAUGGUCAUGACUCUGUUAAGGAAACAACCGCAGAAGAAUGUAGUGAUGGUGAAGAGGAAUGUCAUAGUGUGACUGAGGGAGUAACAGAGCAAACAGGUUGUGCUGAGAUUGAGCAGACGUUGCCAGAGAAGAAGGAGACAAGCUUGGGAGACUUCUUUGGAGACCCUCCUAAAACGAACAAAAGUCCCAAGCCUCUAGUCAGAACCAGAAGGCAGUACACGUUCAAACAGACCAUUCAGAACCUACACUGCGGGAGACCUGCCUACGCUCCACGGGGUCAGAACUUUACAGGGACCCGCCGAAAGUCGAUGACCAGUCAGGGUAAGACGGCGGACCAGGACACCAGCGUGUACGACCCGUUCUUCACAGGGGAUGAUGGGAACGCGACCAGACAAGAGUCUGACCCUGUGGAGGAGCUGAUCAAUAAUAAGAAGGUUAAUCUGAUGAAAGAACUUUUUGGCCAAGUCAAGAUUUUUGACCAGGUACCUCAGGAGAAGAAUGUACUUCAUACUGAAAGCUCAGAUCUGGACCACAAUCCUUCCUGUCACAAAGGUCAUAAGACAAUAACCCGUCAGGAUAAGGCAGCAGACCUGGUCACCGGCGUGUAUGACCCGCCUUUCACAGGGGAUGCUGGGAAAACGACCAGACAAGGGAGUGAGCCCGUGGAAGUUAAUAGUAAGAAGAGUAGUCUGAUGAAAGAACUUUUCGGGCUAGUCAAGAUUUUUGACCAAUCGGCUAAGGAGAAGGAUGUCCCUCACACGUAA